UUGCUUAGCUACAUUGCCCUCUUUCCGUCCCUUCACGCUCGUAUCACGGGCUCCCUCGCCAUGAAGCAACCGGAAGCCGUCAACCCGCCAGGAACGUCUUCGACACUAGCGUCGAGCCCGAAUAUCGAGGUCGAGAAGACAGAGGCGAUAGCUGAGAGCAGUGCCCAGGACAUAGACCAGCGCCAUUCAAUGGUCCAACACCUUGCUCGCCAAUUCUCUGACCAGUCUGCACUUGGUAGUGAGCACCCAGCCUUCGUCAGUAAUGACCCAGACUCCCCUUUGAAUCCCCAUGGCGACAAAUUCAAUGCGAAAGCCUGGGCGAUGACGGUGGUGAAUGCUGCCAGAUCCUCCGACACACCGUUUCGGCAAACUGGUCUCUGCUUCCAAAACAUGAGUGUCUUCGGGUUUGGCACUCCGAUCGAUUUCCAGAAGAAUGUCGCCAAUGUGUGGCUUGCGCUGCCCAAUAUGAUCCGUCGCCUCUUCCUGCAUUCGACAAAUGACCGACGCAUUGACAUUCUACAUGACAUGGAUGGUAUCAUCAACCCCGGCGAGAUGUGCGUUGUCUUAGGGCCGCCUGGAUCAGGGUGUUCGACAUUUCUAAAAUCCAUUGCGGGCGAGACGAAUGGAAUUCACAUUUCCGAGGACUCACACUUCAACUAUCAGGGUAUUUCAUCUCAGGAGAUGCAUACCGCCCACAGGGGCGAGACUAUCUAUACUGCCGAGACAGAUGUUCACUUUCCUAAACUCACAGUCGGGGAGACUUUGCAAUUUGCAUCUCGAGCUCGCUGUCCAAGAUCACUGCCGCCCGGUAUUUCGAAAGACAAGUAUUGUGAACACCUCCGCGAUGUAGUGAUGGCCAUGUAUGGCAUCAGUCACACUCUCAACUCCAAAGUCGGCAAUGACUUUGUCCGAGGCGUCUCGGGAGGUGAACGAAAACGAGUCACUAUCGCCGAAUCGACUUUGGCAAACGCCCCAUUCCAGUGCUGGGAUAAGUACGUUGAUCCUUCCAUCUCUUCUAAACACUCUAUCAUAAUUCUGAUUGAUGCCUAUAGCUCAACACGUGGCCUUGAUUCUGCCAACGCGAUCGAGUUUUGCAAGACCCUUCGACUGCAGUCUCAGCUUUUCGGACAAGCGUGUGCGGUAUCGAUCUAUCAGGCACCACAAGCAGCAUUCGACUUGUUUGAUAAGGCUACGGUGAUCUACGAAGGGCGACAGAUAUACUUUGGCCCUGCAUCCAAGGCCAGGGGGUAUUUCAUCAACCUUGGAUUCGAGCCUCAUGCUCGACAGACGACACCCGAUUUCUUGACAUCAAUGACUUCGCCUUCAGAGCGUGUACCCCGCCCUGGCUUCAAAUCUCCUCAAACACCAGAGGAUUUCGCAGCUGUUUGGAAGGCAAGUCAGGAAUAUCGAGAACUGAAGAUGCAAAUGGAAGAAUACCAAAUACGACACCCCAUUGGCGGCUCAGACGCUCUGACUUUCCGGGAGCAGAAGAAAUCAGUACAGGCCCACGGCCAACGACUCAAUUCUCCCUUCAUGCUGAGCUAUUCUCAACAAGUCAUGCUUUGUCUCUGGCGUGGAUAUAGACGCCUGCUGGCAGACCCCGGGAUUCCUGUUGGCAUGUCCAUCGGCAAUCUUGUGAUAGGGCUUAUCCUCUCAUCGCUAUUCUACAACCUCGGGCUGAACACAGACUCGUUCUACGGCCGCAGCUGUGUCCUGUUCAUGACCAUCAUCUCCAAUGCCUUCGCUUCAAUGCUCGAGAUCUUUACGCUGUAUGAUCAGCGACCCAUUGUCGAAAAGCAAAAUCGUUACGCAUUCUAUCACCCUUCAGCCGAAUCAUAUUCUUCUGUAUUGCUCGACCUACCUAUCAAGGUUCUCAACAACAUCGUCUUCAACAGCGUCUUCUAUUUCAUGACAAAUCUCAACCGCCAACCCGGACCCUUUUUCUUUUAUAUGUUCGUCAUGUUUCUCGUCACUUUGGCCAUGUCUGGGGUCUUUAGAUCAAUAGCCGCGUUAUCUCGAACCUUAUAUCAGGCCAUGAUACCUGCAGCCAUCCUGAUGCUCUCUCUCAUCAUUUUCACCGGCUUCGUCAUGCCCAUCGACUACAUGCUGUCAUGGUGCCGUUGGAUCAGCUACCUGAACCCGGUCGCCUACGGCUUUGAAUCCCUCAUGGUCAAUGAGUUCCACGGCCGUGACUUCCCCUGCACCACCUACGUCCCUGAUUAUGCCGACCGCGCAAGUGCGGCUUGCGGUGCCAUCGGGGCUGUUCCCGGCCGCUCCUAUGUCAACGGCGAGGACUACAUCAACAUUGCUUACAGCUACUAUCAUGCCCACAAGUGGCGCAACGUGGGGAUCGUCAUCGCCAUGAUUCUCUUCAACCACGUCGUCUACUUUGUUGCCAGCGAGUACAUCACCGCUAAGAAAUCCAAGGGCGAAGUGCUUGUAUUCAGACGAGGCUUUGUGCCUGCUUCGCAAGUUAAAGAUACAACUGACGUCGAGAAGUCGCUGCCCCGCCCGGUGCCAGUGUCGAAGCAGUUUGAGGGAUCUUCCUCCAGUGUUGACAGGACCAUCCAAGCGUCUGUGAGUGUUUUUCACUGGAGCAAUGUAUGCUACGAUCUGAAGAUCAAGAAGGAGAACCGGCGCAUCCUUGAUCACGUCGAUGGCUGGGUCAAGCCGGGCACGCUCACAGCUCUGAUGGGAGUCUCGGGCGCAGGUAAAACAACUCUGCUGGAUUGCCUAGCUGCUCGGUUGGGCGCUGGGGUCAUCACGGGGGAGAUGCUGGUUGACGGCCAUCUCCGCGACGAUAGCUUUCAAAGAAAGACGGGGUAUGUCCAGCAACAGGAUCUUCAUCUGGAGACAAGCACAGUCAGAGAGGCAUUGGAAUUCUCAGCACUUCUCCGCCAACCGGAAUCGAACACUCGGGAAGAAAAGCUUGCAUACAUCGAUGAAGUGAUCAAGUUGCUAGACAUGGAAGAAUACGCAGAUGCAAUUGUCGGCGUGUUGGGCGAGGGUCUCAACAUCGAGCAGCGCAAACGCCUCACUAUUGGUGUCGAGCUAGCUGCCAAACCGCCUCUACUUCUUUUCGUUGAUGAACCUACAUCAGGUCUUGACUCUCAAACCAGCUGGGCUAUUCUCAAUCUGCUGGAGAAGCUUUCGAAAGCUGGCCAGUCUAUUCUUUGCACCAUCCACCAACCCUCAGCCAUGCUCUUCCAAAGAUUUGAUAGAUUGCUCUUCUUGUCCAAGAAUGGGAGAACCGUAUAUUUUGGUGAUAUUGGAGAGAAUUCCAGAACCCUGACCGAGUAUUUCGAACGAUAUUCAGCGCCGACCUGCCCUCCUGGCGUCAACCCAGCUGAAUGGAUGUUCGAGGCCAUUGGCGAUGCCCCCGGGAGCGAGUCAAAGGUCGACUGGCAUCAGACGUGGCGCUCAAGCCCCGAAUUUGAAGCCGUCCAGAGCGAGUUGAAACGCCUCAAGGAAUCGAGCCAGAAUGAAUCGGCCACUACAGAGAUUCACGACAAACACGCAUAUGCAGAAUUCGCAGCACCACUAUGGGACCAGCUACUAGUCGUGACGACCCGCGCCUUUGAACAAUAUUGGCGCACGCCCUCUUACAUCUACUCCAAACUGAGCCUGUGCAUCUGCGUAAGUCUGUUCAUUGGCUUGGUAUUUCUCGAUGGGCCACGAUCUAUCCAGGGCCUUCAAAACCAGAUGUUCGCCAUCUUCGAAUUCUGCUCCAUCUUUUCCCAGCUCGUCCAGCAGCAGAUACCAAGUUUCGUGACACAGCGCACUCUCUACGAAGCCCGGGAGCGGCCAUCCAAGACAUACUCGUGGAAGAUAUUCAUGCUCAGCCAGAUCAUCAUCGAGAUUCCCUGGAAUAUAAUCGCGUCAGUGUUUCUGUGGGCUCUGAUUUACUACCCUGUGGGAUUCUACAAAAACGCCGAAGCCGCCGACCAAGGAACAGAGAGAGGCGUGUUGAUGUGGCUGUUGUUCCUCCAGUUCAUCAUGUUGACGUCGACGUUUGCGACAAUGUGCAUGUCCUUCACUGACUCGGGGGAAUCGGGCGGGAACCUCGCCAACUUGCUCUUUAUGCUCUCCUUUUUCUUCUGCGGUGUUCUCGCCAAGGCCGACUCCAUGCCCCAUUUCUGGAUAUUCCUUUACCGCUGUACGCCAUUGACGUACUGGGUCUCCUCCGUUCUUUCGACAGGUCUGGCCAAUAACAAAGUCGAAUGUGCUACCAAUGAAUGGGUCCCUGUCAGCCUUCCAACGAACGAGACUUGCGGUGGCUAUAUGGCGGAAUACAUCUCCAGCCGGGGCGGCUACGUGCUUGACGCCGAUAGCACGGCCAGCUGUAGUUAUUGUUCCAUGAGCGACACCAAUGUCUUUCUACAGACCAUCGGUUCUGACUAUAGCAAUCGAUGGAGAGACUUUGGGCUUGGCUGGGUCUACAUUGUCUUCAAUGUCUGUGCCGCCCUGGCUUUGUACUAUCUAGUGCGAAUGCCAAAGGGGAAGAAGACGCUUUAG
Clonostachys solani is the source of this 4515-nucleotide messenger RNA. Lineage: Eukaryota; Fungi; Ascomycota; Sordariomycetes; Hypocreales; Bionectriaceae. The record is from the annotation of a GenBank genome assembly.